UCCCGUUUUCUGUUUAUUUAAUCCGCCCUACAUUCUCCUGCCAAACUACUCUAUGGGAAAAAAUACUAGCACAGCCCUUGCAUAACAUUCUCAAGACACAGCUUAAGAAAAUAACAUUGCCAUCUAUCUGUGGCAACGAACAGCGAAUCUGUCCAGCGAGAUAUCAUGUGGUCUACGAAGCUGCCACGGAAUGGAGAAAGUUGCAAGACGCUCCAGUAGCUGUGCCAGCUGAAAAGCCCUCCUCCCAGAUUUCAGACAUGGCACCCGCUAUAAAGCCGUAAGUACAGCUUGCGCUUUACAAAAAGACAAGACAGUGGGCAAAGAGCUUUUAAAACAAUUUGGAGCUGCUGUUUCAUUUAACUAGCUUACACGAGGACACUCGCUCCACACAGAGAUGAAGAAUUUUAUAGGAGUGGUCAUGGCGGUCGUACUUCUGAGAGUACAGGGGAAAAAGCCAAAUAACGGUUAUUGCGUUCAAAACAGCUGCUUCACUGUCCAUACAGAUGUUUUGGACUUUAAAGCUGCACAGCUGUCCUGUAAGAAUAAACAGGGCUCGUUAAUGUCCGUUCGAACGAGAGACAUAAACGAUGCCAUUUCAGAUCUACUUACUGGAUUUUCUGGACAGUUUUGGAUUGGUUUAACACACAAAGGUGACAGAUGCACAGAUUCGUCCCUUACUCUCAAAGGAUACACUUGGAUAACGGGAGAUAAUACAACUCAUUUCAAAAACUGGAAAAGCAAUGAUAUUGCAUGCUCUCCGCGAUGCGUGUCACUGUCCAAACAUGAAAAAUGGACGGAAAGACUUUGUAAUGAUACAACGGAUAUCGAAGGUUAUUUGUGUGAAUACCAAAACACUAAAAAAUGCGAACGGCUUACACCCACAUCAGUGGUUCUGUACGAAACUCCUUUCGGAUUUUCGAGAAAGGAUCUCAAUGAAGUUCCCCAAGGCAGCAACGCAACGCGCCUGGAUCUGAAAACAAAAUACAUCUGUUUAGAAGGUGAGUGGCGUAAGGCACCUUGGAACUGUGAAGUUUAUAAAGGUGGUUGUGAACAUAACUGCGACAAGAGGAAUGACACCUACAUUUGCACCUGCCCACCUGGGUAUAAACUUGAAACUAAUGCAGUCAGUUGUGAAAAGGCACAAGAUGACCCAUGUGAAAAAGCGGGUUGCUCACAUAGCUGCUCACCAAGAGGAAAUAACUAUGAGUGUCUCUGUCCCAGUGGAUAUGCCCUUGAUAAGGAUAAAAAGACCUGCAAAGAUAUCGAUGAGUGUGAUGAUAAACGACUAUGUCCAGGAAAAAAUUUCCAGUGUGUCAACACAGACGGUAGCUUUGAGUGUCACUGCAUGAAUGGCUUUAAGAAGGAACAGGACACUUGUGUAGACAUUGAUGAAUGUGAAUCUGGACCCUGCGACCAUGAUUGCGUCAAUGUUGUAGGCAGUUAUCAUUGUGAAUGUUUGAACGGAUACAAGGUAUCACCAGAGGACAGACACAAAUGUGCCCUUUAUUGUCCACAGUGGGAAUGCCCGGCAGUAGACUGUGACCCUAACAACCCUCAUCAAUGUGACUGCCCUCGUGGCUUCAUUCUAGAUGAGAGAGAAGGACUUCUUUUUUGCACUGACAUUAAUGAAUGUGAUAUGUUAUAUUGUGACCAACAUUGCAACAAUACCAUUGGAGGUUAUAAUUGUUCUUGCUAUGAAGGAUUUAACCUGAUUGGUAAUACUAAAUGUGAGAAGACAGACAUUUCGGAGGAACCACAUACCACAACUUUUGACAUCUUUACGUCUACCCCAACUGAGGUACCUCCAUCUAUCUCAGCCGGAGGUCUUCUUGGAAUAAGUGUGUGCACCGUUGUGGUAAUUCUGCUGAUGGCCUGUCUUACCUAUUACCUUAUGAAGUGUUGUGGGAAAAUGGGUAGCGUAACUUUAGACAAAGGCUUCACUGAAGAUGUGCAUGGUUUGCAGCAAGUGACUACAGAAAAAUACACAAAGAAACUGUCCAACAGAAACAUUUAUAUAAACCAUAAUAUCCAAAAUGACUAAAAAUUGAGAUCUGGAGUUGUAUAAUUCUGUAUUAAGGCAGCUCUACACUCUCAGAAAUAAAGGUGUGAAAACUUUCAAGGAUACAUCUCAGUACCUUUAGUAAGCUGUAUUUACUCCACACAGCUCCAUCAUAUCUCCAGCCUUUUUGUUUUAUUGUUCUGCUUUAAAACAUCUUCAACUUUUCAGAGACUGACACAGAGACAUUAUCUGAAAUUAUCUGUUACUCUUUACAUUGUUUGUAAAUGUUGUAAAUGAAGACUGUAUGAAUGUAUAUCUAGACUGUUGGUGUAAGCUUGUAUUUCAUAAACUGAAAUUCAUUUAUUUAUUCCAAUUAAAACAUACACAAAUCCUCAA
Molecule: messenger RNA, 2395 nt
Organism: Pygocentrus nattereri (red-bellied piranha)
Lineage: Eukaryota; Metazoa; Chordata; Actinopteri; Characiformes; Serrasalmidae
Gene: thbd
Product: thrombomodulin
Exons: 1
Coding region: 395-2041 (548 amino acids)
Biological process (GO): cell migration
Cellular component (GO): extracellular matrix; external side of plasma membrane; membrane
Molecular function (GO): calcium ion binding; extracellular matrix binding; transmembrane signaling receptor activity
Source: RefSeq, a predicted model, not a curated record